CAGCAGUGCGAUAACCAACUGCGACGACAUCGCCAUAAUUCUCAAAUUCUAUACUCGAGUGCUCAGUUUGCAUUUUUUCGUUCCUUAUAGUCCUGGCACCUAUUAAAUGCCUUCGGUAGUGUUACUACUCACGGCUUUUGCGUAUGCGUUUGUGCUCAGUGGUGAGAUAACAGUGCCGCCAGCGACCACCACAGCAGAUGCACCUACAAGCCUAACAUCUGUCAGCAAUAGCUCUGAGCCAGCGAGAUAUUGUAGUGCCGAAACGCGCAAUGGAGUAUUCUAUCCGAAAACAAGAGCAUGCACGGAAGCACGAGUUCCAUGUUCAGAUCAGGAAAAUGUCGAAGGCAUUGUUGUAAGAUACUGUUCUUGCAAAACCACAAUUUGGGAGACGCCAAACACAGCCAAUUGCACACAUAAAUGGGUAUCUGAAUUGGAGUCGGCAAUUGAAAAGGGAGAUCCAGCAGAGCAGAUUAGCAAAAAAAUGGCAUCUAGUUUAGAAUAUACAUUGUCGCGUCAGCUGUAUGGUGGAGAUAUUACUAAAAGUGUGCAGUUGUCUGUUGCUUUGCUUGGUUUGGCACGCACUCAAUUUGACGGUGUGGAUAAAUAUGAUCAAGAAGCUAGAGCGACAAAUUUCGCUAAGUCGUUCGGUCUAUGCGGUAAUUAUCUGCUAUCGCAACAAGCGCUUAAGGCAUGGGAGGAACUAACACCAUCGCUUAUUAAGGAUAACGCUAAUGUACUGACGUCUUUGUUGAAGCAAAGCGUUUUAACGUUGGGAGAUUAUAUUCUGGAUCCGCAGAAGAAGCUGCAGUAUGACAAUUGGGCCAUGAAGAUUGAUUUUAUUCAAUGGGAGGACACGUCACGAAAGGACUCUACAGACUUGGCGGCAGAUAUUACUUCCUUAGGACCUUCUGUCAAAGGAAAAAUAAAUGCUGUGCCGUUAACGCCUAGUGGUCAACUUGAAGAACUUGCUGGAAAUAGCACAACAGCUACACCUUCUCGCGCUCCUAGAGUGGAGUUCAGCGGAUUUUCUGAGUCACCAAUUAUCGAAUUACCGCCAUUGAGCCAUCUGGAUACUACAGAGUCAUCCACAAACGAAUCAUCAGCACCCGUUUCGGCAGUUUCCCGUGUAGGAUCGAAGACCGGCGCAGCAUCCUCGUACACUCACCUACGUCUAAGCUACCUCGUUUUCAAAAACCUCGGUCAGCUACUUUAUGUGAAUAAGUUCACUAUGGUGAAUAGUCACAUCGCUUGCGUAUACGUUGGUGAUGGCACCAAGAGUAUAAACCUUCUUCAUGAUCAGCCAAUCACUUUGACUUUCUUUCACCUACGGAGAAGACUUGUAAAUCCAACCUGCAUAUCUCUGAACUUUGAUACGAGAAUGUUGAGCGUCAAAGGCUGCCGGCUUAUUUCAACAAGCUGGGAAAAGACUGAAUGUGCUUGCACUCACUUAGGAAGUUGUUUCGCCGUUCUGAUGAAGAUAGCGGUGGGGGACGCCAUUUGGUAUAACAUAGGAAAGGACAUCAAACUGCCUUUUGAUUUCGAAAACAUCGGUCGUGCACUAUCUGCUGUGUGCUUAGCAUUUUCGCUGUUUGUGUUCACAUUCUUCAGAUCUCUACACAGUGUUAGAAAUACUAUUCAUUGGAACCUGUGCUUCAGUCUGCUUGUUCAUGACCUUGUUUUUUCAAUCAGUCUACCCCGCAUUAGGAAUCGUGUAUGUUGUGCAAUAGUGAUGAUGCUGGACCCUUACUCUGACAUAGCAGCAUUCUGCUGGAUGCUGACAGAAGGCUAUCAGCUGUACUUGUCGUUGGUACAAGUGUUUGAUUCUAACAAAACGCGUCUCUUACCAUACUGUGUAUUUUCGUAUGGUUUUCCAGCCGUCGUUGUAGGUGUAGUAUUCAGUUGGGAUGGCUAUGAAUCUAAACAAUACUGCUCUUGGUUUAACCUGUCACUACGAGUACAUUUGGCUCUCUUUGUACCAGAUUUUAUUAUUAUUUUGGCAAAUGUGAUCAUUCUUGUUAUUGCGCUGAGAGUGCUUUUGACGUUAAAUGAUCGUGAUCGCAGCAGGAAAGACAAACUCUUCCGGUGGCUGAAGAGACUUGCUACACUAAUGUGCUUGCUAGGUGUCACUCACUUAUUCUUCUUCUUGUCGUUAUACUUCCCCUGGACCUUCCCCUGGACGGUGUUUGAUUGGAUGCAUGCUGUCUUCAAUAGCCUACAGGGUGUCUUCAUCUUUAUCCUGCUUGUAAUUCUCAACGAAAAUGUUCGGUCACCUGUGAUACGUUAUCUGCGCAAUAAGAUUAAUUCUAUUAAGAGCAGCUCAGUAGUCACAACGUUUGGAGAAAAGCGGGGAAUAAGACCUUUAUCGUUACUGCAGUUUUCACGAAAUUCUAACCCAAAAGCUGAAGAACCGCGACUACUCAGGUACGAGAGAAUCACAGCUGGGUUCUAAAGGUCCCUGCGCUUCAGCAAAUUCGAGUGGUAGAGCACCCAGUGCAAAUUGCGGCAAAAUUCUCUGUGAAUAGCGGUUUUUUCACUCCUGGCUCAUUUGCUAGAUUCAAACUUUUAUGGUUUCCCUGCAUCGUGUGCUGUGCCAAAAUGAUGGAAAACGAUUUUUCUACAUAAUUAUGGUAAAAACUUCUGUUGUCGUAGGAUAAAGAGGAUUGUUAUACGGAAACGUGGUGGUAUCGUUGAUUGUUGUGAUAAUAAAGAACGACAUU
Molecule: messenger RNA, 2717 nt
Organism: Cylicocyclus nassatus
Lineage: Eukaryota; Metazoa; Nematoda; Chromadorea; Rhabditida; Strongylidae
Source: the annotation of a GenBank genome assembly